UGCCUUCAUGAGCGGCAUUGUCACUCGCAACUUCCCCAAAGAAGUGUUCAACUUUUAUUUUUUGUGACAGCAAAUGUUCUUGUUUGGGGAAAUUGGGAACAGAGAAAAAAGGUUGUUCUUCUGUGCCGGAUGUUGAAUGACUUUUCGGAAGGCGCAGUUUAUAUGCAGGAUCUAGUAAAGAAAGCAGAAAUUGUGAAGGAAGUGCAGAGCAUUGUCCUGAAUAACGAGAAAUCAAAGGAUGACAUAAGGGAUUGUGGCGGUGUUCAGGCGCUUUGUCGCCUGCUGAGUCUAAGCAGAGAUCCAUUGGUUCUUCAGCAUAUUCUAGCAAGUCUUGCAUCUCUUUCAUUUGAUAACGCAAGUAACUGCGACGAAGUAACAAGCCAAGGUGGACUUCAAACAAUGUGCUAUUUGCUAGGAAAGACGAAAGACAGCAUUAUCCAAGAAAGCAUAGCUUGGGCUUUGAAGAACCUGGGAACCACAGAAAGAAAUCAAAAUGAGGCAAGAACUCGAGGAGGGCUCCAGGCUUUUUGUGAACUUUUAAGAACCACCAUGGAUGACAAAGUCUUGGAGAGAGUGACGUGGGCUAUUGGAUCUCUUGUAGAUGACAACACCAGAAACUGUCAAGCCGUGCGGGAUUGUGGUGGCCUGAAAACGAUGUGUGAAUUGGUCACAGUGACUUACAGCGAAAAUGUUCUAGAGCGCACGAUGUGGGCGCUAGGAAACUUAGCUAUCGACAAUAAGAAUCGCAAUUUCAUUCGACAAUAUGGAGGCCUUGAGAACAUUUGCAAAAAGUUGCAAGAAUCAACCUCACAGCAGAUCAUAAAGCAAGGUGCCCUGACGCUUAAAACUCUGGCGAGUAGUAAUCAACACAAUAAGGAUGUUAUGGUCAGACUGGGAGUGAUUGGUACACUUCGAAGUUUAAUGACAAAUGAGCAGCAAACUUUAGGUAUCAUUCCUCGCGGUGUGUGUGGCGAUCUACUGCAGCGUUUUCUUGGCUCAGCAGCUGGAAACAUCCAUACAACAAGCUCGACCACUACAGCACCUGACGAUAGAACCAAGGAAUGUGCGAUCGCUUCUGGCAUAAUCGUAAAGCAAGAACCUGAGACGAGAUCAGUCAAUGGUCUGGUGCAGAAUGGUGAUAUUGACAGUGAAGAUGACGAUGACUUAUCCCCUCUGGGUGGGGAGGACAGUAACGAGAAAAAUGAGAGAAUUCCGUUUGCGAUGAUCACACCAGCUCCAAAUACUUCUGAGAACCUUUCCCCGAGGGAAAAUUUCUCUCGGCCGGAGACGACAGGAAAUGCUGCGGCUAGGUCUACUGUAAGCGUUGGGCCUCGUGCAGAAGAGAAUGAUUUAGACCCAUUUAGCGUGCAUCCGAAAACAGUGUGGUCACAAACGAGAGAACUGGUGCGAGUUUGUGUGAAGCUGCGUGGAGUGGAGAGACAGCAGACCGAGAUAACUGCGAGCAGGCUCAAGUUUAGUACACAGCUAAGACACGUAGUUUAUGAACUGGACAUGGAGCUAUUAGAGGAGAUUGAUCCUGAGCAAAGUACUGUAAUUGUCAAGGGCUCGGAGGUACAAAUUUUACUCAAGAAAAGAAACCAUGCCGUGUGGACGCGGUUGUUGAAGAGCAAAGAAAAGUUGCCUUACGUCUCCAUUGACUUUGAUCGUUGGGAAGUAUGGUCGUCAUCGGAGGAGGACGAAGCCGAAGAUGAUGCAAACUUCCGAGCAGCGCCAACGAACCCGGACCAUUCCCAUCACACCUCAGAGGAUAGUAGAGAAGGAAGGAAACUGGUAUUAUUGCCUGAAAUGCUUGUCAGUGGUUCGGAGUCCGAUACUGAUGAAACCUUGCCAUCUGAUGUGGAUUGCUUAAAAUUCUAUUAGCCAAAACACUGAGAAAAAAUGUGUUAUCGUUGAAAUGUAACAGUUUUUUGACAGGUGAUCAACUCUUUCAAGAAAUGGAUUAACCAAGAACGUCACAUGACUAGUCGCUAGUAUUUGUUAUGUUAUAUGAAAGAAAGUCAAGUUAAAUAUUGAAAUCGAAGUGAAAGUUUUCUUUAUUUAGAUAGCAUUAUUUACGGUAAUUUAUUACAUUGUUUUUACAUUUUCUAACAUCUAAUAAAGCUCUAAU
Messenger RNA from Pocillopora verrucosa, 2128 nucleotides. NCBI's taxonomy places the organism in Eukaryota, Metazoa, Cnidaria, Anthozoa, Scleractinia, Pocilloporidae. The record is from RefSeq and is a predicted model, not a curated record.